CAGGGUGACCUUUGCGGUUGAUUCUUUGCUUUUGGUAUUAUUUCAGUGUUUCAGUUGGUAGUUGGUUGGUUUCAGUGACAUCGGUACUGGUUAGAAAGGAAAUAAACACUUUUGAAACGUGAAAAAACGUGAUUAUAAGAAAAUAUUUUCAAAGAAGUUUGGAGAAAUCCUGAUGAAGAUUUAUAUAUACUAUUAAGAAAAAUGUUACCACACAAGAAAUUUAAACAAAGUCUUAACUUGGAAGUUAAAUUAGAAAUUAUUAAGAGACAUGAAAUGGGCCAGAGACAGAGGGACAUUGCUGUUGACAUGCAACUUGCACCAUCAACAGUGAGCAGCAUAUGCAGCAGAGAUGCAAAGAAGAUAAAGAAAUGUGCAGAAUCAGGUAUACCUUUAACUGAAACCAUGGUCAAUAGGCACAAUAAAAGCAAAGUAUUGUAUGAUAUGGAGGAAAUAUUAGAUCAAUGGGUUGAGCGGCAGAUGCAUGAGAACAAGAGAUUAACGCAUGUUAUAAUUAGGAAGAAAGCUAUAUCAAUUUACAAUGAGCUGCUUGAGAAGGAAGGAAUCACCAAUGGACAAAAAUUUAAUGCCAGCAACGGAUGGUUAUGGAAAUACAAAAUAAAAAUGUUUACAAAUUUCCAAAAGACACCAGAACUUGAUGAAAGUGGAAUUUCAUUUCCUUAUAUGCUCAAGAAAGUUGUAAAAGAUGGAAAAUUCCUACCACAGCAGGUGUUCACAGCCAAUGAGACUGAACUGUAUUGGAAAAGAGAUUUUGCUGGAACGAAUUUUGUGAAGAUUAAAGAACUGAAUAAAAAUAUGUGUACCCUUAGAGUGCUGCUUGCAGCAAAUGCCUCAGGGGAUUUCAAAUUGAAUCCAAUGCUUCUCUAUCCACACGAAAGACCCACAUUCAAGGAUGUUGAUAUAUCAGAACUGGGUGUGCCAUGGAAGAACAGUAGGCACAAAAAGUUUACACCUCAAAUGUUCGAGGAUUGGUUUAAGAACCAUUUCGUGCCAAACGUGUAUAGCUAUUACGAGGAGAACAAUUUGGAUAGGAAAAUUUUGCUCUUGAUCAACACAAAUCCUCAUUUUUCACUCAAGUACUUCUCUUUUGAUGAUAAUGUGAAAGUAAUUUUUAUUCCUUCAAGAUCAACAUCAUACUGCUCACCAAUAAAUAGAUCAAUUUGCACCACUUUCAAAUCCUAUUAUUACUAUAUCGUCUACAGAAAGCUGUCCAAAAUGUGGAAAACAAAAUUGACUACUUCGGCGAGCGGCUACUUUAAGAAUUACUCUCUAGUGGUUGCCAUCAAGUAUAUUAGAGAUGCAUGGCAGAAGGUGCCGAGCAACUUAUUGAAUGGCGCUUGGUUCGAUAUCUGGCCAGACGUCGUCCAAGAAAAUGCUGAUGACGAUACGAAUGAGGAAGAAUUUGAAAACAUUUUAAAUUCAACUCUUAAAUACGCCGAGAAAGUAAAUAUACAACAUUUAAAUGAGGAUCUACUUAAAGAGUGGAUAAGCGAAUAAAGACUUAACUAUUGUUAAUGUAAAAUAUAAUUGUAUUUUUUCAGCAAUUAAAAUGCCUUCAAUGUGAUAAAAUUUAACAGUGUUUAUCUUAAUGUUAGUGUGAAAUUGGAGAAUAUGUUUUUGACGUCACUAAUAUUGAAAAUAAAUCUGUAUAAAUAUAAUAGAAAGCCAGCC
Messenger RNA from Nicrophorus vespilloides, 1689 nucleotides. RefSeq names its product tigger transposable element-derived protein 1-like. Gene Ontology annotation, molecular function: DNA binding. Lineage: Eukaryota; Metazoa; Arthropoda; Insecta; Coleoptera; Silphidae. The record is from RefSeq and is a predicted model, not a curated record. Gene Ontology annotation, cellular component: nucleus. Bases 202 to 1515 code for a protein of 437 amino acids. The transcript is spliced from 2 exons.